This is a messenger RNA of Sphenostylis stenocarpa, 465 nucleotides long. The record is from the annotation of a GenBank genome assembly. NCBI's taxonomy places the organism in Eukaryota, Viridiplantae, Streptophyta, Magnoliopsida, Fabales, Fabaceae.
AUGCAGAACAUGCCAAGAGCAAAAGUAGAAGAACUGAUGUUGUUGAGAAAGAGGAGUAUUGAGAAGGCGAAUAAUGUGACAGAAAGCAAACAAGUAAACAUCUCAAAGAAAAAGUCCAAUAUUGGUGGUCACAAUAAGAAGAAUGAAGGUGGAAAGGAGUUGUUCAAGGUGACGAUAAUAAGGGAAGAGACAGAGAAGUUGAGCAUAAAAGAAAACAAACACAAAUCAGGAACACAUUCUAAGGCGUGCUUUUGCGCACCAACCACUCAUGAAGGUUCAUUCAGGUGUCGUCUCCACCGCAAGAAAUCAGCCACAGAUAAUAAGAGCAAUCUGAGGGUGAAUUCCCAGUGUGCACAAGGGAAACUAGAGUUUCAGCCUCAUUUUUCAAUGUUUGGUAGGGUUCCCUCUCUUCAAGUUGGACCACAUGGUAGCCUACUCAAACUCUCUAGGAUGGAUUCAGUUUAA